GCGCCACGCUGCUGAUGUGUGCAAGGCGUGCCUGCGCUGCAGCGCUCUGCAAAUUGCAAGUGCUGCAAGUGAGGGCGGCGCUGGUCGACGCCGGUGGUCGGGGCUGGAAGACCAGACGUUCUGGACGCAGAAACUCACUUUUCUUCAAGCCUGCAUAACGGGUCAGCGGGGCACUGGCACGCUCCACUCCUGAUCUCAAGGAGUUGCCAGUGCACUCCCUGGAUUGGACACCAGGCCAGUGACUACUGCUGAAGCAUCAUCACCAGCAACAUCAGCAUCAUCAUCAGCAGCAGCAGUGAUGUACAGCAGUCUGCAGCAGUCUGACGGGCCGACCGGCGCCGCGCCGACGCCCGUCCGUCGCCGGCGACAGCGCUACGGCCGUCGUCUCUUCUCGCCAGUGUGGCCAAAUUGGUGAUGUUGCGGGGAAAGUCACCCCCAAUGAAAAGUAUAAUGACAUCCUCAGAAAUUUUAAAAUUACAUCAUCACAACGUUUUUGUUGUGAAAGCAUACCUAGUGAAGGAAUAAAGACUAAAAAUGUUCCAAUGUACGAUUCACACCGUCAUACUCGUACUGUCGCGCUUGCAAUGUUUUUUUCAUCAUUGAUGACAAUAUUUGAUUUUUUUUUUUACUUUUCACCAGAGUUUGACGUCAGGUAUAGUUUUUCCACAUAACUUGUAAAAACUGUACCUAAAAUGACACUGAAGACGAGUUUUUUGAAAAUAGUGACAUCCUCAUCCAACUUUUUUAUACAUCCUCCCCCUAACGCUAAACCAAUUUGGCCACACUGCUUCUCGCUGUCACUCUCCUCAGCCGGCAAGAUGCUGCGUCGACGCAUUCCACAGGCUGGUCACCUGAUGACCUCCAAGUCACUGUGGAUGACGGAGGUGCCCACAGAGGACUGUGAUGUUCUGGUGACAUUUCCCGCUCGGACCUCUGAGGAGACGGUCGAGUGGUUCAUCAGCCGGAUACGACAGCGAACCGACCUGAUCGUCACCGCCAGACAGCACCCGGCCGACAACACCUACCGACUAUAUGUGACGGCCACCACACAGAGCCUGCUGAAGUGGGCCGAGCUGACGGAGCUGCCGAAGCGGAUGACGUCCGAGCACGGCGGCGGAUUCAAGGAGUUCACCCUGCAGAACGCCGGCUUCUUCGAGGGGUUCGAGGACAAGGAGUCGUUCCUUACUAACCAGGAGAGACAGUCCCUGGUGCUCUGUAUGAUCAACAACCUACGGGCAGCACGCAGUGAGCAGGUGUGCGGUCUGAAGCUGAUCGAGGGUCAGGCCAUCAUUCCAAAGUGUCUGUCGCGUGGUAUCGUCUCUCAAAUGUUCCCGCUACACGACCUGCCCAAGCUGAAGCGACUCAACACGUCCUGGGUGCGAGCCUUCACCAAAACUCAGCCGCUCGAUGAGAUCUCUGACUACUUUGGUGUCAAGAUCGGCAUCUACUUCGCCUGGCUGGGCCACUACACCCGCUCAUUGAUUUUGCCGUCACUGAUCGGCAUCAUAUACUGGGGGAAGAGCUUUCGGAAGGAGACACAGGCCGAGGAUGACCUGUGGUUCGUGUUGUUCGCCUUCUUCAACGUGUUCUGGUCGACCGUGUAUCUGGAGAGCUGGAAGCGGCGCUCGGCGGAGCUGGCUCACAGCUGGGGAACGCUGGACACGAGGGAUGAGCUGAUCCAGGAGCCGCGGCCCCUCUUCAAGGGUGAACUGCAGGUAUCAGCGGUAACUGGUAAACUGGAGCUGGGCUGUCCGUGGUGGCGCCAGAGCCUGCGCCGCUACCUGAUCGGCUGGCCGCUGACUGCCGGCUGUAUCGCUGCCGACGUGUUCGUCAUGUGGACCCUGCUCGAACUUCAGUUCUGGUGGGAGAAGCACACGCAAGAGUGGGGCUACGGGGCGUGGACCAACUACUUCCCCAAGAUCCUGAUGGCGUUCGUCAUUGGCGCAAUGGAGAACAUCUACAAAAAGGUGGCCGUGUGGCUCAAUGAGUUCGAGAACUAUAGGCUCGAGGAAAGCUAUCAGAACCAUCUGAUUGUGAAGCUGGCACUGUUCCAAUUUGUCAACUCCUUCGCGUCGCUGUUCUACAUCGCCUUCUACCUACAAGAUAUGGAGCGAUUGAAACGGCAAUUGGGAACUCUGCUCAUCAUCCGCCAAGUCGUGGGCAACGUGAAGGAGUCGCUAAUUCCGUUCCUCAAGGGUCAGAUGAAGUUGGCCCAGAUGAGCUUCGCCAUGUUCGGCGCAGUUUCGCCAUCUAUGGAGGAGAAACCGAAGCCAGAGUUGGAGACCCCGCCGGAAGAUGGCAACUCGGCGGCCACACCGAGCUCCGGCCCAGACGUUAGAAAUAUCAGCCAGGCGGAGAUUGAAUCAGCCAUGCCGCAGUAUGACGGCACGUUCGAGGACUACCUGGAGAUGUUCAUCCAGUUUGGCUACGUCAUCCUCUUCUCGUCAGCGUUCCCGCUGGCGGCAGUGUGUGCGCUGCUCAACAACAUCAUAGAGAUACGCAGCGACGCCUUCAAGUUGUGCGCCAUCUUCCAGCGGCCGUUCGGCCAGCGGGCGAGGAACAUCGGCACCUGGCAGGACGCGAUGGAAGUGAUGGGCGUGGUGGGAGUGAUGGUCAACUGCGCCCUCAUCGGAAUGUCCGGUCCCGUACACCGGCUCUUCCCAAACAUAUCUACGGCACAGACCGUGCUGCUCAUCAUUGUGCUGGAGCACGUUCUGCUGCUGCUGAAGCUGCUGCUGUCGUACGCCAUCCCAGACACUCCAGCCUGGCUGCAGACUGAGAUAGCCAAGAUCGAGUUUAACCGGCGAGAGCUGCACAAACGUUCCCUGUCGUUCAGCAGGCAGACGAGCUUCUCGUCAUCGGUGGACUCGAGCCCUCAGCAUCAGAGGCCGGUGCCGAUUCCGGUGACGCCGGGGGUAGCCGCGGACCACGGAGCCGACUCCUCAGACCGCUGCUGCCAGACCGAACCCUACCUGGACCGGCGACCGCGCACCCUCUCCGUGGGCUGCCAGUACGAGCCGCCUCUCAUACGACCCCGCCGUAUCAGCGAUCGGGGUCCGGACCCGGGCGCCGCCACGCCCAGUCCGGGCAGCACGCCCGGAGCCGGACCGGCGCCCGUGAUCGGCCCGGCGGCCGGCACCAGUCCGGGCCGCGCGCCGCCCGCCCACCGGCUCACUCGGCAGUAUACCCUCGACGCUGACCAACUGCGGCAGCGUCGGCAAACGCCGCCGGCAGCGCCGCCCAGCGGGCCGGACAGGAGGCUCAGCUUCGACCACUCGCGGGAGGGCGGCGCCACGGUGCGCCCCGAGCGGCCGGAACUGCCCCGACGGCUGACUGAGGAGCGUGAUGACGGCGCUGGAGGUCUGGUGCGGGGCAGCCCGGCUCCCGACACUGCUCCGAGCGCUGAGGGAGCACCGGAGCCGGCCAACGGAGCACCCCCGGAGCCGCGGGAGCCGCCGGCGGGAGCGCCGUCCGCGACAACGGAGGAGACCACCGACACCCAUCAACCUACCGGCACUAGUCCUCUGAAGAAACACAAACCGAGACUGGCCUUCCUCAACCGCACCAAAUCCCUCUCGCAUCUGUUCCACAAGAACGGCAGCGGCGGUGGCAGCAGCCGACGGCGGGAGGCGCGCCGUGCGGAGGAGGCGGCGGCGCUCACACCUCCUCCGGUGCUCGGUGAACUGAGUGUGUUAGACCCCGACCAGCUGGUGUUACUCUCGGACAUUCAGAACAACGACCCUCGGGCCUAGCUGGGUCGCUGGCUGAGCCGAGGCGGGUAGGGUUGUGUCAUGUGCGCUGCUGACGUGAGGUGAAACUUGGCGGUGCCCUAACCGCGCAGGUGUGGUGUUGAAUUGUGCAUUGAACUGUCUGGUAUUGAGCUGUGGCGUAUGAGGGUCAGGGUCUGCGUAUGUUAAUUCAGGGACAGCGGUUGGGUGAUCUGUGCGUGUGUGUUGCUCGGCCUCUCAGGCUACCAGUGAGCUUCCCUUGGAGUGGCGGCCGGCCUCUGUCCCCCCGCCCUGUGCGGCGUGCCUUCUCAUUGAGUUAGCUUUGUCAGCGUGGUGGAGCGAGUGAAAGGCCGGAAGGAGUUGAAGGGCUUUCCAUGGUAGAUGGCGCUGAAGUCGAGGAAGUGAGAAAGGUGUGGGGUGGCUCGGUUGAGGUGAUAUGACUGGAAAGUGGAAUCAUGGCGCAGUUAUUUUGUUAUUGUUUUGUUUGCCUUGCUGUGUAUAAUUUACCGCAUUUAUGCAUGGUUUUUAGAGCUCAUAGCAGUGCUCUCAUCUUGGUUCAGGGUCCAUACUUGCCAUGAUUUGCGUGCUGUCGUCUCGUCCCGGUGACUCCGGUAGCCUGUGGUAUUCGGUCGGCGGGCGGCCCUGCAUACAUUCCCAGUUGGUAGCUAGUGCUGAGCGGCGGCCAGGCUGUUGUGAUGUACGCGCCACGCCGCGUCAUGUCAUGGUGUCACGUGAGAUGUGUUCGUGUCGCUCGGCACACCGUGUAUCAGGAAAAUAUACACCGAUAAAGCUCA
This is a messenger RNA of Amphibalanus amphitrite, 4522 nucleotides long. RefSeq names its product anoctamin-8-like. The transcript has 18 exons. NCBI's taxonomy places the organism in Eukaryota, Metazoa, Arthropoda, Thecostraca, Balanomorpha, Balanidae. Gene Ontology annotation, biological process: chloride transmembrane transport. Gene Ontology annotation, molecular function: chloride channel activity. Gene Ontology annotation, cellular component: plasma membrane. Bases 693 to 3752 code for a protein of 1019 amino acids. The record is from RefSeq and is a predicted model, not a curated record.